GUUGUCAGCAGUGUCUUCAUCCAACACGCGCGACUGUCCGCACGCUUCGGUUUGUCGUGUCUUGUAUUGUUUCUCAAAAGUUUAAAUUUGACUGGCAAAAUGAUAUCUGCUACCAAAUUUUAAGCCUAGGCAGAUCGCAGUUAUCUCAGCUAGGGGCUAGUGACUACACAGACAAGUUCCUAGCCUACACACGUGUGUAGGUACUGUAGCAGGCCACUCGUUGAUGAUUGAUAGGCCGAUUCAGGCAUCAGAGUACCCGUGUUGAGGUUCUUUACUUCCUCAGUUAAUUGACAUUUGACUAGCCUAGGCCUAGGAUUGUAAUCGAUUUUGAGGCCUAGGCCUAGUUUAUAGAAAAGAUGGGAAAGAAAUCAAAGGUUGGAAAACAACGGAAAGAUAGAUACUACCAUCUCGCAAAAGAAACUGGUUAUCGUUCCCGUUCUGCUUUCAAGUUGAUUCAACUAAAUAGGAAGUUUCAAUUUCUUCAGAAAUCGCGUGUUCUUGUUGAUCUGUGUGCAGCACCGGGAGGAUGGCUUCAAGUAGCAGCCAAGCACAUGCCAAUAUCAAGUCAGAUUAUUGGUGUUGAUCUGUUUCCUAUCAAAGCAAUCCCAAAUGUUGUGACAUUCACUGCUGACAUCACCACUGAAAAAUGUAGACAGCUAUUGAAAAAAGAAUUAAAAACCUGGAAGGCAGAUUGCAUAAUUCACGAUGGUGCCCCAAAUGUUGGCAAGAACUGGCUACAUGAUGCUUUCUCACAAGCCCAGUUGACGCUAUCCUCCCUCAAGUUGUCUGUAGAGUUUCUAAACAAGGGCGGAUGGUUUGUUACCAAGGUGUUUAGAUCCAAGGACUACCAGGCAUUGCUGUGGGUACUGUACCAAUUGUUCAGGAAGGUUCACGCCACCAAACCACAAGCCUCCAGAAAUGAAUCAGCUGAGAUAUUUGUUGUGUGCCAAGGCUUCACAGCACCAGAUAAAAUAGAUCAGAAGUUCUUUGAUCCCAAGUAUAUAUUCAAAGAUGUGAAUCCAGACCCUAAGAAGAAGCUGACGAUUCUGAUGGAUCCGGCUAAGCUGAAGAAAGCCAAGGCUGUAGGCUAUGCUGAUGGCGAUUACACUCAACAUAAAGCUGUUAUGAUAUCUGACUUUCUCAGCACCAACGAACCAAUUGAGAUGCUGAAUGAUUGCAAUGAGCUUGUAUUUGACAGUGACCAGCUUCUAAAGCACAGACUCACAACAGAGGAGAUAAUGCAGUGCUGUCGUGAUAUAUGUGUCUUGGGUAGACGGGAGGUGCGUGAAUUAUUGCAGUGGCGUAGCAAACUGCGAAAGCUACUGGCCAAGUGUGAGGACACUCAAGAAAGGAGUAAAAAGGAAGAUGGCGAUUCAGAGCAGGAGGACAAAGAUGAUGGAUCUAGUGAUGAGGAGGCACAGAUAAAUGAAGAACUUGUAAAACUGAAAGCUGCAGAGAAAGCUGAAGCCAAAAGAAAGAGAAAGGACACUAUUAAGAAAAGGCGGAAGUUGCGGGAAAAACUUCAGAAGCUCGGAAAUGUUGGAGAUCAUCUAGAGGCAGAUGAUGUUUCCUUGUUUUCUCUCAAGAAAAUUCAUAGUAAAAAGCAACUGGAGGAGAUUGACAGAGGAGACUUGGAUACAGUUGAAGUAGAUGAGGAUGAAGAUCUUGCAGAGGUCAUUGAACUUAGCGAGGAUGAAGAGGAUAUAGACAGUGGUCUGGAUUCGGAUGAAGCAGAUCUUCUUAGACAAGAGAAGUCGAUCGAGGAGGUAGUAGUUGAAGAAGACCAAUCAGAUUAUGAAAUGGAGGAUGGUGAGGCAGCAAAUCCAUUAAUGGUAGAUCUAGAGCAAGAAGAUAAAUCAUCAAGGUUAGAGAGGCAAACUAAUUUGUGGUUUGAUAAGGAAAUAUUUUCCGGUUUAGAAAAUGAUGAAGAUGAAGAUUAUGAGAUUUCGCAAAUGACGGAACACUACAAAAAGGAAGGUGGUUCCAUAUUAGAAAGGAAAAAGAGACAAUCGAAGAAACACAAAAUAACUAAAGAUGAAGAGAGUUACUCAUCGGAGGAAGAACAGGAGGAUGAUAGUGAUGGCGAAGAUGACAAGAUUCAAAAGAAAAAUGGUCCUGUGAUUUCUGGAGAGAUAAGUGGUGACAGUGAUAGUGAUUAUGACGAUGAAGUGCUUGUCAACAGCAAAGAGGAAAAAUCAACCAAAAAAGCAAAGAAGCGAAAAUCAUUUGAAGUGGUUCCGGCUGAAGGUCCAGUUCCACGACAACUAGAUCCCCAAAGCUUGGCACUUGGAACACUGAUGGCAACGUCAAAGAAGAAGAAAAGGGAGAUUAUCGAAGGUGGAUUCCACAGGUAUACAUUCAAUGAUGAAGGCCUUCCUGAAUGGUUUGUAGAAGAUGAGGCAAAGCAUUACAAGAAACACCUACCAGUUACCAAGGAAUUGGUGGAGGAGUACAAGGCCAGGCUAAAAGAAAUUAAUGCACGUCCCAUCAAAAAGGUUGCAGAGGCAAAAGCAAGAAAGAAAAAGAAGGCAAUGAUGAAAAUGGAAAAACUAAAGAAGAAAGCUGAAGCAAUAACUGAUACUGUUGAUACCUCUGCUAAGGAAAAAAUGAACCAAAUAAAGAGUUUGUACAAGAAAGCUGGUAUGGGAAAGAAGAAGAAAACUGAAGUGAAAUAUGUAAGGGCACGUAAAAGUCUAGCAGGGAAGAAGGCAGUCCGUCCCAAAGGAAUCAAAGGGCCAUACAAGAUGGUCGACCCAAGGAUGAAAAAGGAAGUCAGAGCCAAACAAAGAUCAGAGCAAAGGAAAAAGAAAGGCGGAGGAAGGAAAAGGUGACUUUAGCUCCAGUCAUGUGUGAGUCAAUCAAGCAAGAAAAGAAAUGAAUAGCCACAUUACAUGACAAAGUAGAAUUCCACGGCUGUUGUUUAGCAUUGAAAGAGACUUACCUUUAUGUAAAUUUCAUAAUGUUAUUAUGAAAUUAGUUUAACAUGAAUAAUAUACAUGAAUGUAAAAGAA
Anneissia japonica is the source of this 3011-nucleotide messenger RNA. RefSeq names its product pre-rRNA 2'-O-ribose RNA methyltransferase FTSJ3-like. The record is from RefSeq and is a predicted model, not a curated record. Gene Ontology annotation, molecular function: rRNA (uridine-2'-O-ribose)-methyltransferase activity; rRNA (guanine) methyltransferase activity. Lineage: Eukaryota; Metazoa; Echinodermata; Crinoidea; Comatulida; Comatulidae. Gene Ontology annotation, cellular component: preribosome, large subunit precursor; nucleolus; nucleus. The transcript is spliced from 17 exons. Gene Ontology annotation, biological process: rRNA methylation; maturation of 5.8S rRNA from tricistronic rRNA transcript (SSU-rRNA, 5.8S rRNA, LSU-rRNA); maturation of LSU-rRNA from tricistronic rRNA transcript (SSU-rRNA, 5.8S rRNA, LSU-rRNA). The coding region runs from base 357 to 2831 and encodes 824 amino acids.